AUGGCCGCAAUCGCCCAGGACCCCAAGUACGACCACUACGACUUCCCCACCGUUUCCAACACCAACCAGAGCGGACACCCCGGCCACACCACACCCGAGCAGGAUGCCCAAGUUCACCAGCUCCGUGCUGCCCUCGAGCAGGCCGGCUUCCACGAGCGCCUCGACACCUUGACCAUGCUCCGUUUCCUCCGCGCCAGAAAGUUCAACGUCGAGCAUGCUAAGCAGAUGUAUGUCGCAUCAAAUGCCAGCGGGCGCAUCGCAGCUAACACAGAUGCCACAGGUNUCGUUGACUGCGAGAAGUGGAGAAAGGAGUUCGGUGGCGGUGUCGACCACCUGCUGCAGACCUUCGAGUACAAGGAGAAGACCGAGGUCUUCAAGUACUACCCUCAGUACUACCACAAGACUGACAAGCUCGGCAAGAUCAACCUCACCGCCAUGUACAAGAUCACCUCCGAAGACCGCAUGUUGCAGAACCUGGUUGUCGAGUACGAGAAGGUCGCCGACCCUCGUCUUCCCGCCUGCUCGCGCAAGUCCGGCCAUCUCCUCGAAACCUCUUGCACCAUCAUGGACCUUAAGGGUGUCGGUCUCACCAACGUUAGCAGCGUUUACGGAUACGUGCAAAAGGCCUCAGCCAUCUCCCAAAACUACUACCCCGAGCGCAUGGGCAAGCUCUACCUGAUCAACGCUCCCUGGGGAUUCUCCUCGGUCUUCAGCAUGGUCAAGAAGUUCCUCGACCCCGUCACCGUCGCAAAGAUCCACGUUCUCGGCAGCGGCUACGAAAGGGAACUGCUCGCUCAGAUCCCUAAGGAGAAUCUGCCCAAGCAGUUCGGCGGAUCUUGCCAGUGCCCGGGCGGCUGUGAGCUGUCCGACGCCGGCCCCUGGCAAGACUCGCAGUGGGUCAAGCCCGCUGCCUGGGAGAAGAAGUCUGGCGACAACGUCAUCGAGAAUGCUGAUGCCUCUGUCAGCCACGGCCUUCCUGGCGACGCUCCUGCUGGCCUCACUGCCGGCACUGCCCCUCAGGGACACACUCACGGCGUUCCCGCCCCUCAAUAA
Molecule: messenger RNA, 1053 nt
Organism: Aureobasidium uvarum
Lineage: Eukaryota; Fungi; Ascomycota; Dothideomycetes; Dothideales; Saccotheciaceae
Source: the annotation of a GenBank genome assembly